Molecule: messenger RNA, 3214 nt
Organism: Juglans regia (Persian walnut)
Lineage: Eukaryota; Viridiplantae; Streptophyta; Magnoliopsida; Fagales; Juglandaceae
Product: probable protein phosphatase 2C 52
Exons: 6
Coding region: 1461-2879 (472 amino acids)
Biological process (GO): protein dephosphorylation
Molecular function (GO): protein serine/threonine phosphatase activity
Source: RefSeq, a predicted model, not a curated record
CUUUCAGUUUGCAUUUUGGCACCACUUCUCUAGAAUCUCUCUCUUCCAAAACGAACUUUUCCUUCAAUGUUUGCAUGCUGCUGUUUUUUGCCAUUCCACUCUUCUUGUCCUAUUUCCUUAACCAGUUUUUUCUUUCAGUGUUUUCAGAUAUUUAGCUGUUUUUCAUAAUCGGCAUAUGCGUAAUUGCUUAAGUUUAUUGCUUGCGGUUGUUGGUUAGUACCAUUAAGCUUACUUGGUGGCAUUUAUAAUGAAAGAUCCGCAUGUGCAAGCAACGGAUUCUACGUUUAUUUUAUUUUCAUUUUGGGUUUUAGGCCUCUUUGUGGCUGGGGAAAAAAAUAAUUUAAGUUAAAUCAGUUGUGUCUGUGGAUUCCAUGUUUUCGGCUGCUUUGAUUUGCCGAAAGUAAAGCUUUUAGCUCAGGUGGACUGAUUGUAAGAAAAUAUUUAAGUUUUUAAAUUUCUAAGUUAUUUUGUUUACCGCAACAUUUUCUCAGUAUACAAACAAGGAAGCGGUCUUCCUUGUUUCUCAGUAUACAAACAAGGAAGCGGUCAUCUCAGUAUACAAACAAGGAAGCGGGCAUCUUUGUUUAACCUGUUUGGUUUUGCUAUUCUGUUAACAAAAAAAUACUCAAUAAUUGCCUCUUUCCGCUCUGUUUCCGGUUAUUCUCGAGCAUUUUCUGGGAAACCAAACUGCACAUAGGCACCGUAGCAUCGUGGGUCUAGUUUUUCUUUUUCUUUUUACAAAAUUUCUGUAGUGAUAUGAUUAAGAAACAUUUACUUUGAUCUCUUAUGCUCUUUUCUGGGUCUGUUAUUUGAUACGAGUUUGACAAAAUUGUACCUUUCGUUUGUCCUUUUCUGCUUUUCGGUCUUUGCCUUUAUCUCUUUUGGUUCUUCUCAAGUGGGAUUUUAAAACUUGUACAAAUUUUUUACAUUUUGUCGCGCUCUCUCUCUGUUAAAAAAGUAGUCCCCUGACCAAUCCUCCGCCCUGUUUGCUUGCUAAGAACCGAAAGGGAAAACCAAACGUUAACUGAGGUUUUCUUCUGUCGAUGAGUUUUCAAUUCAGUUAAAAUUCUUUUCCUAUAUUUUCUUGGCUGCCAAACGGAGGUUUACAGCUUUCAAUAUGGAUCUGUUGCGAAAAUUUGUCAUUGAACGCAAUGAUUUCUGUUCUUAGCUCUUUAUGUGGAUCUAUGUGUCCGCGAAAUAUCUACUUUGACCAGAUAGUCGGUUCCAAUGUCGACGUAACCUCCAACAACUUGCACAUUUGACUCGGAUAAAAUGAGGCCAGUUUUCUGCAGAGAGGUGUAAAGUGACUUGUAGUUUGACGUGUUGGAAUCUUUGCUGUUUGGUUGAUCUUUAUCGCUUGGUUGACUAUUCUUGUGAUCUCAGAAUUUCAUGUGACUUCUGGCAAAGGAGAUAGUCCCCAUUUAUGUCUGAUGUAAUGCCAUCGUUCUCGAGCUGAGCUAAUGGGGGGUUGCGUUUCAACUAGUACUCAAAGUACUUGUAGUAGCAGGAGCAAUGGAGAGAUGGUCUCUCCGUCUUGUUUUUGCGGGCAAAAGAGAACAAGAAGAACAUUCUCUGAUCAUGUUGUUAGCCUCCAGCAUUUAACAUCCAUACCAAGCCGGAUUUUUAUGAAUGGAAAGAGCCGUUCCUCUUGCAUAUUCACACAGCAGGGCCGCAAGGGUAUAAAUCAGGAUGCCAUGAUUGUAUGGGAAGAUUUCAUGUCUGAGGAUGCGGUAUUUUGUGGUGUCUUUGAUGGACAUGGUCCACAUGGCCAUCUUGUUGCACGCAAAGUGAGGGAUGCCUUGCCGAUAAAGCUAUCAUCAUUCUUGCAUUCUUGUCAGUCAAAGUGGGAUGGAUCAAAUACAACUUGUUUCAAAGGGAAUCUCAAUAAAUCCGAUGCUGAAGACUCAGAGCAGUAUUGUUCAGCAGAGGAUAAAUUGAACUCCAUAUGGAGAGAAGCUUUUUUAAAGUCAUACAAGGCAAUGGACAAAGAGCUGAGAUCUCAUCCAAAUUUGGACUGCUUUUGUAGUGGCAGCACUGCUGUCACUUUAGUCAAACAGGGUUCAAACCUUUUUAUGGGAUAUAUUGGGGAUUCUCGAGCAAUUAUGGGAUCUAAGGACAGCAAUGAUUCCAUGGUGGCAGUCCAGUUGACUGUUGAUUUAAAACCUGAUUUGCCAAGGGAGGCAGAAAGGAUUAAACGGUGCAAGGGUAGGGUUUUUGCCUUGCAAGAUGAACCUGAAGUGUCUAGGGUAUGGUUGCCAUUUGAUGAUGCACCUGGAUUAGCAAUGGCUAGAGCAUUUGGGGAUUUCUGUUUGAAGGAAUAUGGGGUGAUCUCUAUACCUGAAGUCUCUCACCGGAUACUUACAGAGAGAGAUCAAUUCAUUGUUCUUGCUUCAGAUGGGGUAUGGGAUGUCUUGAGCAAUGAAGAGGUGGUUGAGAUAGUAUCAACGGCUCCAACCCGGUCAUCAGCUGCAAGGAUCCUGGUGGACUCAGCUGCUCGUGAAUGGAAGCUCAAAUACCCAACUUCAAAGAUGGAUGACUGUGCAGUGGUUUGUUUAUUUUUGGAUGGGAAAAUGGAUGCUGAAUCUGAUUAUGAUGAGCAAAACUUUUCUUCUGCAACCCUUCAGAGCAAUCAUUCUGGUAAUGCCAUUGAAUCAGAUGAUGGCCAGAAGUCUGAGCCAUCUUUGCAAAGGAACUUUACAGUCAGAUCAUCAGAAGAAAAUGAUACAUAUGGAAGACUACCUGUUGACGUGGAAGGGAAUGGGGAAACAGUAGAAGCUGAAGAUCAGAAUUGGUCAGGUUUGGAAGGUGUCACCCGAGUGAACUCCCUUGUUCAACUUCCUAGAUUUUCUGAAGAGAGGCCAAACCUUGAAAUUUUGUGAUUUAUUUAAAGGUGGAAUGGGGCUGAUUCUGUUGUUUGUGUCUUGAUGUCCUUUGCACCUUGCAAAUCAAAGAAAAACUUCCUGGGUUUGUGGCAUUGUCACUAAGGUUUGUGCUGUACAUUUAAAGCCACAAUGUUUGUUCUUUUGUAUUGCCUGAAAUUUAGUGGCAAAUCACUUUCAUCAAGGAAAACCUGAAUCAGCAUGUUCAAAUUUGUGCAAUAUAUAUACAAUUAUUGUAUUGACAAGUUGCAUAAAGUAGUCACAUAUGCCUUGGUUGUGUUUAACACUACAAUUAGCAGCAAUUAUAAGGAGGUCAUCACACCUUGUCGGUUGUA